Messenger RNA from Ixodes scapularis (black-legged tick), 351 nucleotides. RefSeq lists its product as uncharacterized. The coding region runs from base 1 to 351 and encodes 116 amino acids. NCBI's taxonomy places the organism in Eukaryota, Metazoa, Arthropoda, Arachnida, Ixodida, Ixodidae. The record is from RefSeq and is a predicted model, not a curated record. The transcript has 4 exons.
AUGGACAUAUUGACAAAAAAUCGAUUUUAUGACAUCUUUAUGCCCUUGGCGCUUAUUUUUGCGCAAGUAGCCACAGAGCAAGUGUUUGCCGAGAGUUGCACCAUAAGCCAGCACAAAUUCAACAAGGACACUAUAUCUGUAAAUACAGAAUGCAAAGUAAGCUGCCACGAAAUAACUUUUUAUGCGGGUUCAAGUUCAAUGUGCAUUCUGAAGCAUAAAGGCAUUGGCUAUGUUUUUACGAUCCUAACUGGAAUUUGUGAUAAUGGAGAGUGCCGGAAAACGAACGAAAGUGAAAUAUAUAGACGAGAACUUGAAGAUCCAUUGUAUGACACCUAUAACCGUAAGUUCUAG